Saprolegnia parasitica CBS 223.65 is the source of this 1323-nucleotide messenger RNA. RefSeq lists its product as hypothetical. Lineage: Eukaryota; Oomycota; Saprolegniomycetes; Saprolegniales; Saprolegniaceae. Gene Ontology annotation, molecular function: oxidoreductase activity, acting on the CH-OH group of donors, NAD or NADP as acceptor; NAD binding. The transcript is spliced from 2 exons. The coding region runs from base 1 to 1323 and encodes 440 amino acids. The record is from RefSeq and is a predicted model, not a curated record.
AUGGGCUGGUUUCGCCGCCUUGGAGAGAGGAUGCUUCGGUCAAUUGCUCGUGCGCGCCGGGCGUUCUCGACGUCGUACCUGGAGCGACCAACGAGCUACCCGGUCGAGAAGAUCAAGGUCGUGCUCCUCGAAAACAUCCACCCGCGCGCGAUCGAGAUCUUUGAGAACGAGGGCUACAGCAUCGAGACGUACAAGGGCGCGCUGGGCGGCCAAGAGCUCAUCGACAUUGCCGCCAACGCCAACAUCCUCGGCAUCCGCUCCAAGACGCAGCUCGACCGCGCCUUCUUCGACUCGAUCGGGUGGCACGAGCACCGCCUCUGGACGAUCGGCUGCUUCUGCAUCGGCACCAACCAGGUCGACCUCGCGGGCGCUGCGCAGUACGGCGUCCCCGUCUUCAACGCGCCCUUCUCCAACACACGCUCUGUCGCGGAGAAGACGAUCGGCGAGGUGCUCUGCCUUCACCGCAAGCUCUUUGAACGCUCGACCGACAUGCACGCCGGCAUCUGGAAAAAGUCGGCGACCGGCGCCCACGAGGUGCGUGGCACGACGCUUGGCAUCGUUGGCUACGGCCGCAUCGGGUCCCAAGUCUCGGUCCUGGCAGAGCUCCUCGGCAUGAAGGUCGUCUUCUACGAUCCGCUCAAGUGCCUCCCGCUCGGCAACGCAACACAGCUCGACUCGCUCCAAGACGUGCUCGCGGCCGCCGACUGCGUCACGCUCCACGUGCCGGCGACGAGCUCGACCAAGAACAUGAUCAACGAAGAGACGCUGCGCUGCAUGAAGGACGGUGCGCUCCUCAUUAACAACGCCCGUGGUGCUGUCAUGGACCUCGACGCAGUCGCGGCCGCGCUCAAGUCGGGCAAGCUCGGCGGCGCGGCCGUCGAUGUGUUUCCGUGGGAACCGGCCAAGAAUGGCGAGCCCUUCUCGACGCCGCUCCAGGGCAUUCCGAACGUGAUUUUGACGCCGCACAUUGGCGGCAGCACGGAAGAGGCCCAGGGCAACAUCGCGGUCGAGGUCGCGACCAAGCUCGUGCGCUUCAUCAACGAAGGCUCGAGCAUCACGGCGACCAACAUCCCGGAGGUCGACCUCGGCCUCACGUCGGCGGGCAACAUUCGGAUCCUCCACAUGCACCACAACGUGCCCGGCGUCCUCAGCAAGAUCCACGCCGUCCUCUCCGACUACGGCAUCAACGUGAGCGCGCAGUUCCUCCAGUCGAACGCCCGCCACUCGUACAUUAUCCUCGAGGUCGAACCCUUCCACGCCAAGCUCGUGACGCGCGAGCUCAAGAAGAUCAAGGAAACCAUCUUCCUCCGUACGCUGCUAUAA